AUGUCCGAUCUGAGCGAUGAGGCGAACCGAGUAUAUUUUGAACAACUUAUUGAUGGCCCCAAUGUAGAGCAAUUCGAUAAUGAGAAGGAACGAGAGGAUACGAAUGAGAAUAUGGUGGAUUCAAGGGCAGCACGACAGAUUUCUCGAGGAUUGCCUACAGUGAAAAAGCUCACGAUUAAGAACUUCCGAAGAAAGAAUGACGACAUAGCCGAUUUGAUGGCAACUGGAUGGCUUACUCUCGAAGCGAGCAUAAAUGCUAUUCAGACUAAACAACAUGUCACUACGAACUUGGAACAGCUGUAUAAAGUGGUGGAAUCGUUGUGUGAAAAUAAAAUGGCAAGAACCACAUAUGACAAGCUGUUGGACAAUAUCCGCAAGUGGAUUGGUCGAUUUAGGAACGAAUUGAGUGAAAAGUGCGUAGCUGGUGGAGUGGAGUUUAUGAAGGCGAUAGAGAAUCUUUGGAGUGAUUAUUGUGAACAAAUGAUUCUUAUUCGUAACGUAUUCUUAUACCUUGAUAGAACUUUCAUUCUAGAAAACAUUGACGAAUCACCCAUUUGGGAGUCAUCUUUGGUAAUUUUUCGUGAGGAAAUUAUACUGCAUGGCAGUGUACUGAAAAAGUUGGUCUCUGGAAUUUUAGAUAGAGUUGCCGAAGAAAGGGCUGGAGAUCAGGUGGAUCGUUAUUUAUUGCGAGCUCUCCUUCGAAUGUUGCGAACACUUGAUUUAUAUAAACAGGCUUUCGAAGAUGAAUUCCUUUCAAGCACGAGCGUUCAUUAUACUCAUGAAAAAGAAAAUGAGCGAGUCGAUCUUUACCUUGACGAAAGCACUCGAACGCCGCUGUUGACGAGAGCUGAAAAAUGCCUUAUAAGUGAUCAUAUGCAGGAAGUCGUAGACAAUGGUCUCUCGUUGUUACUGAACGACAAUCGUGUGAGUGAUGUGUCACGACUGUAUUCUCUCCUCAGUCGGGUCGAUGGAGGGAUUGCCCUGCUCAAGACAGGAUUUUCAUCGUAUAUCAAGGUGAGUUAG
Cooperia oncophora is the source of this 1023-nucleotide messenger RNA. NCBI's taxonomy places the organism in Eukaryota, Metazoa, Nematoda, Chromadorea, Rhabditida, Trichostrongylidae. The record is from the annotation of a GenBank genome assembly.